This is a messenger RNA of Thunnus maccoyii (southern bluefin tuna), 1863 nucleotides long. RefSeq names its product trafficking regulator of GLUT4 1-like. Lineage: Eukaryota; Metazoa; Chordata; Actinopteri; Scombriformes; Scombridae. Gene Ontology annotation, cellular component: membrane. The record is from RefSeq and is a predicted model, not a curated record. Bases 379 to 921 code for a protein of 180 amino acids. The transcript is spliced from 3 exons.
CACACGCCUCGUCGGGUGCAUAAGUAGGCCUGAGACACUGGGGAUGUGCUGCGGAGAUGUAAGGGAUGCGGUAAUACCUCACUACAUAAUAGAGGGGGGGUGAAAGGCGAGGCGUGCGUCCGGACGCUCAGCGCCAACUAAACGCGAGAGGGACUCAGGCGUCAAUAACAUCUCGCUCAUCAAUAAGACAUUUUGAUGGACUUGGACUGCUUAAUUAAAUAGGUUGCUUUGAAGGAAUUGGGCUCUCUGAAUUUACAAUAUUUAAUCUUAUGACCCCAAUGGAGAACAUCUGAAGGAAGACUCCUCAGCAUCUCCAUCCACAGGACAGCGGCUCGGUCAGACAGACAAUAAGACUUUGAGAUUUCUUAGCUUUCGGUGAUGGCGAUCAACACUGAUGCUGCCUUCGGGAAAAGCGCCCUCGGCGAGAGGGAAGUUUCUAACCCCACCGACUUCCACGACACGGAGAAGCUGCUGAGCACCGCGUCCACCGAGCCCAACGGGCAGAGCAACAUCAAGCCGUCCGACUCCUACUCCCUCAACAUGAGAGGGAGCAUCCGGUCCCUGGACGCGGACCAGAACGGACACAGAUCACCGCUAAAGUCGGGCUCCGUCGGGCAGCUGGCGACCCCACCCAGAUCCUCGUCCCGGCUCAGCCUGGGCCCGCUGCCCUCCCCGGUGCCACCCGGGUCCGCACCCCCGAGUUACCUCUGGCUCGCGGUGCUGUCCUGCUUCUGCCCCGCCGUGCCGCUCAACAUUUGUGCCUUGUGGUAUGCACAUGUGUCGAGGUCUGUUCUCCAUACAGGAGAUAUUGAAGGAGCGAGGAAGUACGGGCGUCUGUCUAUGCUGCUCAGCGGUCUGGCAAUGCUGCUGGGUGUGGCUGUCAUCAUCUUCAUAGUGUUGACAAUAGAGAUCCAGCAGUGAUCUGCGGGAUGGAAGAAGUGGCAACUACAGUCUCCUUUAACUUCAUCUGAUCAUACAUUUGCACAGGAGAGAAGGGAUGAGGAAGGAAUGUCCUGUUUGAAGAGGAAAAAGCACAAAAUCUGAGUUUAAAAAAAAAAAAAAAAAACUAGAGCAGACUCUAUUGCUUUUUCUGCUAUGGAUGAAAAAGAAAGAAAAAGGAAAGAGGGCAUUUCUUCACACUCAUGCCCAAUAAACCCCACAAACUCAGGAACAAAGGAAGGAAAAUGAAGGCUGCACAGAGUUUUUGUGUCUUAUCAUCAGACGGCACAGUCUGUGGAGCAAAGUGUAACUACUCAUAGUCCAAACUAGUGUUGCACUGAAGUCCUACCUGCCUGACACACAGACAAUUGGAUGACAUGACUCAAACAGAAAUGGCAUCAUCAUCAUCAAAAAACAAACACAUGUAAUAAGAUUUGUAUGUAUAUGAAGAGUAAAACUCGCCUUCUUGUGGUCAGAAAUGAACAAAAGGCAUCAGUGCACCUCUAGUCUCUGUAAUGCCGCCACUGCCUGCCUUGUUUCUCUUAAUAUUUGCAAAGUACGGACCUACUUCUCCUUCUGUUCUUUCAGAACGGGACUUAAGUGGCUGUGGGAAGAUGUGUAAGUUGAUUUCAUACACUGUUUACAUCCAAAACUCAUGUACCUUUAUCACAACAACGCCCUGCUGCAGUCAUAGUGUGAUAUUUUGCUUUGUGUGCUACUAACUUUACACAUUUCUGUCCAGAUUGAGAAUGAACUUGCCUGGAUCUCUAAACCUCGUUAUGUUUACAUAUACUGCAAGAUAUGAAUGGGGUUUGUUCUCCCUGUAUGCACUGUUACUGGCACUCUGAUGUUGAUGUUUAUACAUUUAUACUGUAUGACUGGUUUACUGUGCCAUAGUUUUUUGCAUGUCUGAAAUAAACUUGA